CACUAGUGGACAAAAACAUUCCUCUGAAGAAUUUAUAACUGAUGGUAGAAAUUACAAAACUUGUAAUAAUUGUAGAUUCACAAGGGCUGAGAAAAAAAGUGAAUUAGUCAAUAGUUCUAGUAUUGAAAGUUCUUUUGUUGAAAUAAUCUCUAUUCAAGAAGUUA
This is a messenger RNA of Dentiscutata erythropus, 164 nucleotides long. The record is from the annotation of a GenBank genome assembly. NCBI's taxonomy places the organism in Eukaryota, Fungi, Glomeromycota, Glomeromycetes, Diversisporales, Gigasporaceae.